AUGGCCAAACUCGACUCAGAGUUCAACCCCCCUCAAUUCAACUUUGUGCGCGAAGUUGUUGAUCAAUGGAGUCAACAUCGUGGAGACUCUCCCGCAUUGGUUCUAGUCACGCAGAAAAGGCGCAAAGAUGUGUCUUAUCGUGAGCUGAGUGAGCGCUCUAUACAAGUUGCAUCCGCGCUUUAUGAGCUAGGGCUCCGACCAGGAGACAUCAUAGUGAUCUCGGCAGCACGGUGUCGAGACUGGUAUGAGAUUCUAUGUGCCUGUCUCCGCAGUGGAAUUAUCGUCUGCCCUGUUGCUAGUGGACUCUCUAGCGCAGAUCUGGAACAUCGAAUCCACAAGGUUCACGCCAAAGCAUUCGUCGGCGACCUUGUCCAGGUGGAAAAAGUGUUGCUUGUCAGAUCUCGUCUCGCUACGCUACAGCACAUGGUUCAGAUUGGGUAUGAUGAUAGGAUCGCAGAUGCGAUCGACUACUCGGUCUUGAUAGCUCCUGGUAAGGCAGAUGUAGUGGACACUACGAUCAAUUCAGUGGCAAACUCCCCUGCUGUCCUUUAUUUCACAUCCGGCACGACUGGGGAACCCAAGACCGCCCAGCACAGCCAAGUUUCUCUGGCUCUGAGUAGCAAGAUUGCUGGAGAACACUGGGCUCAGCUUUCUCCCGGUAGCCUGUUCUGGAGUCUUUCAGAAGUUGGUUGGGUGAAAGGUUCAUGGGCUGUUUUUGCCGCAUGGAAUCAUGGGGCUGCAUUACUGGUUGAUGAAACACCGAGUCAGAUGUUUGACCCCAUUCAUACGCUCCGAAUUAUGCAUGAAUACCCCGUCACCAACUUCUGUGCGACCCCAACAGCCUACAGGCAAUUAGUCACGGCACAUAGUCAAGAGUUUGCGACUUCGCAUCCUCCACAGAUGAUCAAAAUCUGCAUCAGUGCUGGCGAGACAAUCGAAAGCACUGUGAUCAAGGCCUGGGGGGAAAUGACGCGGGGAGCAACAAUUUUGAAUGGCUAUGGUUUGACGGAGACGGUUUUCCUCUGCACUGAAACCAUAGAUAGCCAGCGUCCAGGCUCAAUGGGGCGACCUCUCCCAGGCAUUCCACUGGAGAUCUUAAGCGAUGACGCGGAGGCAGUGGUUGUUGGAGAGGAAGGUGCCAUCGGAGUUUGCCUUUCUGACUGCAAGGAUUCCAUAUACGAUGUCUUUAAUGGUUACAUGAACGAAGAAGGUGUUGUUACUCGGCCAACGGUACGAAGUGCAGCGGGUAAAGAGUACUAUCUAACAGGAGAUCGAGCUUAUCAAGAUGGAGAGGGCUACUUCUGGUUCAAGGCCCGAAAAGAUGACAUCAUCAAUUGUUCGGGAUAUCGCAUUGGACCGAGUGAAGUUGAAGCGGUCUUGCAGAGCCAUCCGGGGGUGCUAGAAUCAGCGGUGGUUGGUAUCCCGGAUGAAGAACGUGGGUCUAUCAUCAAGGCCUAUGUUGUCUUAAACGAGGGGUAUGAGACUAGACCUCCGCGAAAGCUGCAGGUCGAACUUCGCCAGCAUUUUCUGAACAACAGUGCAUCCUACAAAUGUCCCCGAGUCAUUGAAUUCAUACCCGGGGCUAAAUUACCUCGAACGGUCACCGGGAAAGUGCAGCGACAUGAACUUCGAGCCUGGGAGCAGAGGUCCAACCAAUGA
This is a messenger RNA of Botrytis byssoidea, 1659 nucleotides long. RefSeq lists its product as uncharacterized. Gene Ontology annotation, biological process: acyl-CoA metabolic process; fatty acid biosynthetic process. The record is from RefSeq and is a predicted model, not a curated record. The transcript has a single exon. Gene Ontology annotation, molecular function: fatty acid ligase activity; fatty-acyl-CoA synthase activity. Lineage: Eukaryota; Fungi; Ascomycota; Leotiomycetes; Helotiales; Sclerotiniaceae. The coding region runs from base 1 to 1659 and encodes 552 amino acids.